CUCCUCCUCAUCUCCCCCUGCCAUACCACCUGCACUGCCUCCUCCCCCCUCCUUCCAUGCACUGGAUGUAGAGAUUAGGAAACUAUUGAUGCUUGCUGGAUUGACCCAAGCUGAGCUCCUCAAGCUCAGCCCAGAGCUUGGUGAUUGCGUUGGAGGGUUAGAGGAUGAGGGAGAUGGAGAUUGUGUUAUCUCGUCCAGGUCUGGGGAGCUUCAGGAGUUCAGACUAAAAGAGACGGCCGAGGAGAAGGAAUGUGAGUCAGAGUUGACGGCCAGAGAAGGAUGGAGCAGCAGAAGCAAGCUGGAUGGAGAUCGAAGAGCUGAUAUAGCUGAAGAAUGCAAAAAGAACACACAAAGAACCACCUCGUUCACUGAGAUGGCAAGAAGAAAGAAAAGGAACAGCGGUCUGACCUCUGACCCUUACUACACCACUGGUUGUAGCGAUACACAUGAAACUAAAGCUAAGAAUAUGAGCUUUGAGUCUUUCCGCUAUCCUGCCGAGGUACCGGAUUCACCUCCCCCUCCUCCUCCUCCUCGCCCCUUACCCCCAAUCCCCCCAUCUGUGCCACCCCACAAAGUCAGCACUCUCCUGGCUAACUCUGCACAGCCUGAGCGAUUUGAUUGGCUCAUAGCAUUCACACCUGAAUGUGAAGCCCCACCACAGCUUCCACCCCUGGCAAUGAGAAGAUCUCACGUGGAAACUCAAAAGAAGGUCAGUUUGUCUGGGUCAUCUCUGGGGUCAGCUCCAAAGGUCACGACUUUUAAAGAGAUGCGUUACCGCAACAAGAGCACCUUCCCCACAACAAAGGUGAUUACUGAUCCAGACCCUGACCCAACAGUUAUUACUCCAGAUGCAGAUAUACUGUACAAUCUGAGGUGGAGAAGGGAGAUGGCAGGCGGCGACGGCAACCAAUGGGAGUACACCUCUCAGGCUCAGGCCUUCUUCAUGCAGCCGCCACCAGCCCUCACCUCAAUGGCCGCUCUGAAGGAAAUGCUCCAGAGAGCUGACGAGGAGGGUAGACAGCCGGAGCUGUGCCCAUCCCAGAAGAUUGGCUGCUCUCUCAGCGACAGCAGCCUGUGGACCAUGGGCAGAGAGUGGGAGGGUGAAGAAGUUAAGAAAGAGGAAAAGGAAGGGAAAGAAGAAGAGAAGGUGGAGGUGGAGGUGGAGGAGAGAGGACGAGCCGAUGGAGAAAGGACGUUCGAAUCAAGAACCACAGCUGUUCGCAGUGUUUCUUUCGCUGGCUCUGUACAGAGGACCGAGACAUCCUGGAUGGGCGAAGAUGUGAAGCAUCCAAUGAGAGCUCUGGUCAGUGCGGUCAGCGUGGCAGUGGAAGCCAUCUUGGCCCAGUUUAGCUCUUCUCGGACUGUAGUUCAGAAGGCCUUAUCAGGAGACAGCACUAUAAAUCCAUCUCUGGGCCGUCUGGUGCUACAGUGUCUCUGCCCUGCCCUGCACAGCUUGCUGACCGAUGGCUUGAAACCUCACCAGAGUGACCUGAUUGCAGGCAGGAGGCCAAAUUCCGCCUGGGGUCUGGUUCAGGCCUCAACCAGGCCAGGUCCUAAAACUCAAGCGUUGUUCCACCUACAAGUUCGUGUUGGAGAGCUGCCUCAGCUCAGGCAGAGCAAACACAGGUUCAACGCAUUCCUCCUUGGCCUACUGAAUACCAAGCUUCUUGAUGUCUGGCUGUCUCACCUUCAGUCUUGCAGUGAUGUGCUGGAGACAUAUUACCACCCCACUUCCUUCAUGCGUCUGUCGCUGAGCGCCUGCCAGCCUCUGUUCGAGGAGCUGCUCCUCGUGUUGCAGCCUCUCAGCCUGCUGACCUUCAACCUUGACCUGCUCUUCCAGCACCACCAUUUAGAGUCGGACAGUCCCAGUCCAGAGAUUCCCAGCCCACCUUGUCAGGAUGCUGGAUUCCAGUUUUCAACAGAGGGCUCCCAAUCCAAAACCACAGACUGCAGAUAUAUUGAAAGCCUCUCAGAAGUAGACUUUGGAAGCCCAGAACAUCAGGCAACCAAAAUAUCGUCACCAUUGAGUCAUCCAAAGAAUGGAGGACCAGGGGAGUCAACACAUAGCAGUACUGAACCCACAAAGGCUUCGGUCACUAUCGGGCAGACAAGUCCUCAGCUGUUGUGGGUGCAAGAGAAGGAAAUUGGAGACUUACCUCUUCCUAAUGUUGAGGAGGACAGCCUCGCACUGCAGGCAGGACAGGUGAUCCAACAGGGAUGGGGGGCUGUGAUGCGCUGGGGAGGCAGACUGAGCCAGAACCUGUCUGAGCUGAGCCUGAAAAAGGAGGAGAUGAAGACAGAUCUGCCGGACCUCCGGGCCCAAGCAGGGAGUGACUUCACUCCGGUCAGCUGGGGUGCUCAGGUUCCCUGGGGUCUGGGAAUGCGGCUCUUUGGGGCCUCUAAAAGCCUCAACAGCCCACCAGGUCACACACCACCAACCAGGCGUCCCUCUCAGUGGCUGGCUCCUGGUGUCACUGCACUGACCCGAAUGGUGAGCAGCAACUCCACCCCGAUUAUAAGGAGGGCCCCAGAGCCCCAGAAAGAAAGUGAGCCAGGAACAGAGAAAGAGGUUGACACACUGGAGAUGAAGGACAAACCCAGACCACUCAGGUCAAUACGAACACUGUGUGACCACUCUGGAACCGGUUCGGAGCUCAGCUUCUGCAAAGGGGAGGAACUGGUGGUGUUAGGAGGAGUCGAUCAGGACUGGAUUCGCUGUCGUCAGGGAGACAAGGAGGGGCUGGUACCUAUUGGCUACACCUCCCUCAUCAUGUGACUUUGGCACCAUAACUGCUGCACUCAAUCAAUAUAAACUAAAUAAAAUAAAAAAGAUAUAUAUUUUAGGCAAGUGUUGAGAGGUUAUGGUGUGGCUCCACUACUCUGAAAGGGAUAUUUCACGCUUGCUCGGUUUGAGUUCGAGUUGAGCGCAUAACACCAUCUGUUCUGCUUUACGUGCAUCAGGAGCAGUCUGCAGCCCUCUCCCUUUAUGAACAUAUGGGAGUUUUUUGUUCCCCAUCCAGUUUGGUAGCAUUAAACUAAUGGAUGUUAGCAGCAGGAAUGCAGCAGAUGGUGUGAAAUGAUGACUCAAGUCAAAUUUAGAACAUUUCAUACUGGAAGACCUUUGAUCUUGUAGUGAAGUAUCCCUUUAAAGUGUCAUUUUCUCAAUUUCUGCCUUCCUUGUCAGCCACUGAUCUGAAAAUGAUCACAGGGGAAAUUCUGUGCAAUUAGCCAAGAGCUUUCAGAUCAGCGGCUGUUCGUCUUGAGGAGGCGACAGUCGACAACCUGAUAGUAGCCACAUUGAUAUCCCUAGCCGUCAGCUGUAGAUAGUCACGGCUCGCAGGUUGUCGAGUGGAGAAAGCAUGUAAGAGUAGUGGGCCGUAGCUCCUGUUGCAUACUGCGUAGUAAUGUAGUGAAUUGUAGCUGUGUAGAUCCGUGUUCUAUUGACCUUUCAUCUCUAUUGAUCUCUCGCCUCUGCCUGGUUCAUGUGUGUUUGACAUGUUUCUGCUACUAUAAUUGACUGUAUAAAUAUACAUAAAAAAAAAUAUAUAUAUAUAUAUAUAUAUAAAUUGAGAUUGAUAUUACCAAGAUAGAUAGAAAGAUAGAACAAGAGAAAGCAGAUAAUAAAACACAAGCAGCUACUGUGGUCACAUUGGGGAAGUGGAUGAUUCAAAAUUCUUUACAUCUGCAACCUUUCACACGCAUUAAGUGGUUGUCAUACAUGCAACAAAAAAAGAUGUGUUUUUUUAAAGUUUUCAAAUCCAGUAUCUUCCCUUGUGUGCUUCAUGUAUUGCUUUUGUCUUGACAACAUAUUCAUAGAAAUAUUAGAUUUAGCUUCAUACCUUAAACACUGUAUGCAUUGUAAUGUGCCAUGAAUGCUUUGAAUGAAUGCCAGAAAAUAUCUAUCUAUCCACAUCCCACACAGCUAUAGAAGAUAAUAUCAGACAACAGCAAUCUGUAGCUUAUCUCUCAACUCGUCCAAAACCUCACAGGGCAACAUGUGUCAGAGUAAACACCUCACAAAACUAUCCUCAGCUCUUGUUCAACACUAUCUGACCUUAAACAUAAUGCAGUGAGAAAACCCCAGAUGUAUGUAAUUCAUAAAAGCUACUGUAAAGUCUGUGAGUUUGGUAGCUGGUCUUCACCACAUACCUCUGCUUUUGUAUUUAUCUUAACCCUUCCCGCCAUGUUUGCUCAUCAUAAUCAUUGAUAUUAAUGAUAGUGGUAGUAGAAGUGGUAGUGGUGGAAGUGACAUGUUGAUUCUAGUGUUGAAAUCCCAUCGCUUUGUGUUGUAUAGUUAUUAGUUAUUCUCUAGAUUCUGUAUUGGUGACUAUGCAUAUGGUUAAAUGUACAACUAAAAGCCUUUUUGUUUGUUUUAAAGUCAUUGCUUUGCUUUGAUGUUGACACAUGAAGUCUAAAACAAAAUCUUAAAUAGUUAAUAUAAAACAGACAGAUUUUUAACUGGUCAGGAAAGGCCGACACUAAAGGACCUCCAUUUAAUUCAGCAGGAAUGUUUCAUUGCUAUUAUCAAUCAGGGAAAGCUCAGUUCUGUCACUAUGGCAACUGUCCAGUAGCAUUAAGUUGAACCAGUGCUCAUAACUUGUAACUUAUGAUCACAAUAAAAUACCAUCAAAUGGAUAAUACCUGUAAGUGUUUACAAGAAAUAAUGUAUAGGUAAAGAUAAAACAUUGGACACUGUUAAGUUUAGUUGUGAUAUUCUGGUAUAAAUGCAUUUGUUCGAAAGCUGUUAAUUUAUUGGAUGUGUACUAUUUAUUGAUCUUGAGGUUUCUGAAAGGAAAAGCUCUAUCUGACCCAUUUAGUGUCUAUCUAUCUGGGUUCUGUGUGUGUGUGUAUGUGUGUGUGAGUGAGUGAGUGAGUGAGUGUGAUUGUGUACAUGGCAGCGUAUGUGACAGUGGAAGCAGAGAUGAGUGUGAGCACAUCCUGCACUUUCACUUAUGUGUGUGUGUAAGUGUACCAAUGAACUCUGUACCUCCCUCUCCUCUUUCUCUCUCUGGUGUCAUGUAGCCUGUAGACAUCCCUGUGUCCUACUAUUGAAUAUAGUUCAGUGCCCCUCUAGUGUCAGUCACUGCCCACCUCCUGCAUGUGCUUGUUUGUAAAUACACCAAAUAAAAUGAUCAGUAUAAACCAAA
Molecule: messenger RNA, 5147 nt
Organism: Perca flavescens (yellow perch)
Lineage: Eukaryota; Metazoa; Chordata; Actinopteri; Perciformes; Percidae
Gene: rusc1
Product: RUN and SH3 domain containing 1
Exons: 10
Coding region: 89-2776 (895 amino acids)
Cellular component (GO): cytoplasmic vesicle
Molecular function (GO): protein binding
Source: RefSeq, a predicted model, not a curated record